This is a messenger RNA of Magnolia sinica, 2561 nucleotides long. Its product is annotated as glutamine-dependent NAD(+) synthetase. Gene Ontology annotation, cellular component: cytoplasm. Gene Ontology annotation, biological process: NAD+ biosynthetic process. NCBI's taxonomy places the organism in Eukaryota, Viridiplantae, Streptophyta, Magnoliopsida, Magnoliales, Magnoliaceae. The record is from RefSeq and is a predicted model, not a curated record. Gene Ontology annotation, molecular function: glutaminase activity; ATP binding; NAD+ synthase (glutamine-hydrolyzing) activity. The coding region runs from base 134 to 2335 and encodes 733 amino acids. The transcript is spliced from 14 exons.
CAAAUCUUAUUCUUUCUCAGCGUCCCAUCGCUCUCAUCUCCGAUAUCUUCCUCUCUAACGUACCUUCCAACCUUUUCUCUCUUCUCGUUAUUCUCGCAGCUUUAAAGAGUUUAAGUGCAGAUAAGAAUUGGAGAUGAGGUUGUUGAAUGUGGCGACGUGUAACCUAAAUCAAUGGGCUAUGGAUUUUGAUUGCAAUCUGCGGAACAUCAAGGAAUCCAUAUUGAGGGCAAAAUCAGCUGGAGCCACUAUUAGACUUGGGCCGGAGCUUGAGAUUUCGGGAUAUGGUUGUGAAGACCAUUUCUUGGAGCUGGACACUAUAACUCACUCAUGGGAGUGCUUGAAAGAUAUUCUACUGGGUGACUGGACUGAUGGCAUAUUAUGCAGCAUCGGCAUGCCCGUCAUUCAAGGGAGUGUGCGCUACAACUGCCAGGUUUUUUGUUUCAACCGAAAGAUUCUUAUGAUCCGUCCGAAGAUGAGUCUUGCCAAUGAUGGAAACUAUAGGGAACUUCGAUGGUUUUCAGCUUGGAAGCAUAAAGAUCAGCUUGUAGAUUUCCAGCUGCCUCAUGACAUUUCUGAGGCUCUAUCACAGAAAUCGGUGCCAUUUGGAUAUGGAUACAUCCAGUUUUUAGACACGGCUGUCGCUGCUGAAAUCUGUGAAGAGCUUUAUACUCCUAAUGCUCCCCAUACUGAGCUUGCACUAAACGGUGUCGAAGUUUUUAUGAAUGCCAGUGGAAGUCAUCAUCAACUGAGAAAGCUUGACCUUCGCCUUGGUGUUAUUCAAAAUGCUACCCUUAUUUGUGGAGGAGUUUACAUGUACAGCAAUCACCAAGGCUGCGAUGGUGGCCGGCUUUAUUAUGAUGGAUGUUCUUGUAUUGCUAUAAAUGGGGAUGUGGUUGCUCAAGGAUCCCAGUUUUCCUUGAAGGAUGUUGAAGUCUUGACUGCUCAGAUUGACCUAGAUGCGGUUGCCAGUUAUAGAGGAUCUGUGAGUAGUUUUGGGGAGCAAGCAAGUUACUUAUCAAAUGUUUCAACAGUAAAAGCACCUUACAAGCUUUGUCAAGCUUUCAAGCUCCAAAUGUUCCCUUCUAGUCCUAUUAAGAUUAGGUACCACUCUCCCGAAGAGGAGAUAGCCUUCGGGCCCAGUUGCUGGCUAUGGGAUUAUUUACGAAGAAGUGGAGCUUCUGGAUUUCUGCUUCCACUUUCUGGUGGAGCAGAUAGCUCUUCUGUAGCAGCUAUUGUUGGCUGUAUGUGCCAACUUGUCAUAAAAGAGAUAGUGAAUGGAGACGAACAAGUCAAAGCUGAUGCAAUACGCAUCGGCCAGUACACCAAUGGAGAGUUUCCCACUGACAGCAAAGAGUUUGCUGGACGUAUAUUUUAUACCAUUUACAUGGGAUCUGAAAAUAGUUCUGAGGCCACAAGGUUGAGGUCAAAAGUAUUGGCGGAUGAGAUUGGUUCGUGGCACCUUAAUGUUCCGAUAGAUUCUAUUAUUUCUGCAUUUCUUUCCUUGUUCCAAACUAUUACAGGGAAGCGUCCACAUUAUAAGGUUGAUGGUGGAUUGCAUGCUGAGAACCUGGCGUUGCAGAACAUUCAAGCUCGAAUUAGAAUGGUGCUAGCAUUUAUGUUAGCAUCACUCAUGCCCUGGGUUCAAAACAAGCAUGGAUUCUUUCUUGUGCUAGGUAGCUCUAAUGUUGAUGAAGGAUUGCGGGGUUACUUAACGAAGUAUGAUUGCAGCUCAGCAGAUAUAAAUCCCAUUGGGAGUGUAAGCAAGCAGGAUCUUCGGGCAUUCUUGCGGUGGGCAGCCAUUCAUCUUGGCUAUGCAUCUUUAGCAGAUGUUGAAGCAGCUCCUCCAACUGCUGAACUGGAGCCUAUACGUUCCAAUUACAGCCAGUUGGACGAAGUGGACAUGGGCAUGACGUAUGAGGAGUUAUCCGUCUAUGGAAGGUUGCGUAAGAUUUUCCGCUGUGGUCCUGUUUCAAUGUUCCAGAAUCUCUGCUACAAGUGGGGUGGAAAAUUAACUCCAUCAGAGGUAGCUGCUAAAGUGAAGUACUUCUUCAAGUACUAUUCAAUCAAUCGGCAUAAGAUGACCGUCUUAACACCUUCCUACCAUGCUGAGAGUUACUCACCAGAGGAUAACAGAUUCGACCUACGCCAGUUCCUAUAUAACACAACAUGGCCGUAUCAGUUCCGCAAGAUUGAUGAACUUGUGAGUGAGGUUGAUGGUGACAAGGUUGCUGCUUGGGAAUCGAAUGGACAGGAAAAUGGGGAGAUUGCCUCCGGCCAUGGGAGAGGUUUGGGAGUUGUGGCUGCAGGCUCUGGAAAUCCAAAAGCUGGCCUUUAAAAUUGAAAGAUAAGCAUAUGAAUAAAGGUGAUAUUAAGUUGUUGAUGGUUUUAUCCCCUUGUCUAGUUCAUUUGAAAUUUGAUUUAACUAUUCUUGUCAAUUCCCCUUCUCUGUGUGCAUGUAAAGUAGCAUGCAUGCACUGUGAUUGGUCCAUGUAGACCAUGGAAUAAGAAGGUCUGAGACUCUGAGGAUGUAACGUUUCCCUAAUUAGAUUUGACUACCCUAC